Molecule: messenger RNA, 2546 nt
Organism: Lactuca saligna
Lineage: Eukaryota; Viridiplantae; Streptophyta; Magnoliopsida; Asterales; Asteraceae
Source: the annotation of a GenBank genome assembly
AUGGCCUCCGAUUCCAAACAAAGUAAGUAUUUAACAGUUUAUUUACAUUAUAAUGGUUUAUUCGCACCAAAACCAUUAGUGUACUUGAACGCUGUUGUUGUUUCAAUCUGUGAUGUCGAUUUUGGUGCAAUGGAUUUCAAAGACUUUAACUUGUUCAUUGCAAAGUUGAUUGAAGGCAGUUGUGAUAAUGUAUAUUAUUGCACUAGAAAUGAACCAUUGGCAGAGGGUAUUAGGCGAAUUACGAAUGAUGCUGACUACUUUGAGUUUAUUGAAACGGGUUCUAGUGAUGAAGCCGGUCUAAGAAUGAAUGUGUAUAUAGACCACGAAAAUGAACCUGUACUUGAUUGGGCUGAUGAUGAAGGGCAUUAUUCUGAGGAAGACCUGGAUGAUGAUAAAGAUUCACAACUUUCUGAUGAUAUUCCAUAUGAGCAUGAAGCAGAUGAUUACAUUCCUUCUCUUGACAAGACUAUUGGUGAUGAAUUCUUACAUCGGGUGUCAGGUAUGUGUAAGGAUAUAAAUGAUGAGGCUGAAACUGAUGAGGUUGAAACCAAUAAUGGAGAUGACAAACCAGUGUACCCUGUCCAUAAUGAGAACCAGAAAUGGGACAAAAUGGUGCCAAUUCUAGGUAUGAGAUUCUCUAACCCCAUGGAAUUGAAAAAUUGUUUGACUAACUAUGCAGUGAAGAAUGGGUACAACCUUUAUUUUGAGAAAAAUGAUAGUCAGAGGUUAUUAGUGAGAUGUUGUAAACAGAAUAAGAACCCCUCUUGUCCUUUUAGACUGUGGGCUUCCUGGAUGAGCAGUGAAAGGUCUUUCCAAAUUAAGUCAUUAGUUGAUGAACAUAACUGUUCAAGAGUCUUCAAACUUGAUUCCAUUGUAACAUAUAAAUGGAUUGGAAUGCAUUUUAAGAAUCAACUUGUGAAGAACCCUAAAAUGAGCAUAAGGAAAAUGAAGGCCAAAAUAGAGGGUAGUUUGAUAGAACAUUAUGGUAAAGUAUGGAGUAAUGGAGAAGAAAUAAUGAGGACAAAUCCUGGUUCAACAGUAAAGAUAGAUGUGAAUGUCAUGCCUGAUUCCACAACCUACUUUUCUAAAAUAGGCCAACUGUUAGCAGCUAUGGGUAGGGAUGCAAACAACCACAUCUUCCCUAUUGCAUGGGUUGUGGUGGAAGUUGAAAAUAAGGAAACAUGGAAGUGGUUUCUUGACCUCCUUCUGGAUGACAUUGAAAUGGGAAUUGGUCAUGGAUUGACCCUCAUAUCAGACCAACACAAGGGAUUAAUAGAGGCUGUCAAAGAAAGGGUUCCAGCAGCAGAGCAUAGACAAUGUGCUAGGCACAUCUAUGCUAACUUCAAGAAAAGUUUCAAAGUGGACAGGGCUUGUGAUGCUUAUGAGAAUGGCAUAUCAGAAAGUUUCAACUCUGUUAUUGAUCUUGCUAGGAAAAGGCCACUCAUCACCAUGUUGGAAGAGAUAAGGAUUUAUGCAAUGGAGAGGAUGUAUAAAAUGUUGCAAGAGGGACAAAGUUGGGGGAAUUUAAAAAUAUGUCCAUCUAUAAGGUUGAAGAUAUCAAAGCUAAAGAAACAGCAAAGAUUUUGGGGUGUUAUACCAUCUGGGAUACAACAAUAUGAAGUUAGGAUUGGAAAUGAUGGAUAUGUUGUGGACCUUAACAACAACACAUGUGGAUGUAGAUCUUGGCAAGUAUCAGGUAUCCCAUGUGUGCAUGCAGUGGCAGCCAUUUCAUACCUUAACAGGAAUGCAAAGGAUUAUGUUGCACCAUGGUUCCAUACAGCCAUGUUCUUGACUUGUUACGACCAUACCAUUAACCCACUUAAUGGUAGUUCCAUGUGGCCUGAAGCUCCCUACAUGAAGCCAUUGCCUCCUCAAAAAAGAAGGUUACCAGGAAGGCCAACCCUUAAAAGGAAAAAAGAUCAAUCUGAGAUGGAAAGCAAGGGGAAAACAAGGCAUACUAUCUCAAAAGCAGGUUCAGUUAAUAGAUGCACUAUUUGUAGAGAAAGGGGCCACAAUAGAUCAACAUGUCCUACUAGACCAGCAGAUGUAGCAUCCACUUCAAGGCCAAAAAACAAGAAACCUAAAAAAUGUAAAAAAGAGAAAGGUAAAGUGGAACCAGUUCAAGUGGAUCCAGUUCAAGCAGAUCCAGUGGAUCCAGUUCAAGUACCAGCUCCACAGGUUGAUCCAGUUCAAGCAGAUCCAGUGGAUCCAGUUGAUGUACCAGCUCCACAUGUUGAACCAGUUCAAGUAGAUGAUCCACAUCCAGAUGUUGAUGUCCCUGCUCAACCAGUUGCAACUAGGCAGAGGAUACGAAAAUACUCAGAAAGAAUUACCAAGAUAGGGUUGAGGAGGAAGUUUUUGAAGAAAGCAGGAAGCACUGGACACAACCUAAUGGUGUUGGAAUGAUUUUAUUUGGAAAGACAAACUUUUAGUCUUAUAAAUAUGUAAUUGGGAAAACUUUAAGAAUCAUGGCACAUGGCACAUCUUUUGACAUAUUAGGACAACUGUGGGCACAACUUUUGUAAUAGUGCACAUGAUGAUGGAAU